Molecule: messenger RNA, 3072 nt
Organism: Strongyloides ratti
Lineage: Eukaryota; Metazoa; Nematoda; Chromadorea; Rhabditida; Strongyloididae
Product: Epidermal growth factor-like domain and EGF-like, laminin domain and EMI domain-containing protein
Exons: 3
Coding region: 1-3072 (1023 amino acids)
Molecular function (GO): protein binding; scavenger receptor activity
Source: RefSeq, a predicted model, not a curated record
AUGAAAAAAAUUAUAAAUUUUUAUAUUUAUAUUAUUAUAUUGUAUUAUUUUAAUAGUCUUAUUAUUGCAUCUCAAAAUGAAGAACCAAUUGGAGGAAAUGUAUGUUCUUUUGAGGAAGAAGUACUAGUUUCUGAAAUAAGUAAAAUAAAUGAAGUAUCAACAAUUACUGAAUAUGAAUGGUGUCCUGAUUUUACAAAAGGAUUUAAUUGUCCUGUUAUUAGAGAAAUUAUAAAACCAAAAUAUGUAUCAAAAAGUGUUCCAAAAAAGCAAAUUGUUUUACGGUGUUGUAAAGGAUAUUAUCAGGAUGAGGAUAAUACAUGUAAACCAUUAUGUUCACCUUCUUGUAAAAAAGGUGAAUGUGUUGAUAAAAAUACAUGUAAUUGUGAUGCUGGUUAUUAUGGACCACUUUGUGGUCAUACAUGUGAUAAAUUUUUACAUGGAAAAAAUUGUAAAAAAAAAUGUGAUUGUAGGAAUGAUGCUGAUGGAUGUAAUAGUGAAACAGGUGAAUGUCUUUGUAGUGAAGGAUAUACUGGAAAACAUUGUGAAGAAGAAUGUAAUGAAGGAUAUUAUGGUAAAAAUUGUAAAAAUAAAUGUUUAUGUAAAAAUGGUGGUAAAUGUAAUAAAAAAACUGGAGAAUGUAUAUGUGAACCUGGAUAUAAAGGAAAAUAUUGUAAUGAAAUGUGUGAAGAUGGUACUCAUGGUUUAAAUUGUAACUUUACCUGCCAUUGUGUAAAUGGAAAAUGUGAUAAAAAAAAUGGAAGUUGUCAUUGUAAACCUGGUUUUAAAGGAAUUUUUUGUGAUAUUCCAUGUGAAAAAGGAAAAUGGGGAGAAUUUUGUAUAGAAGAUUGCCAUUGUUAUAAUGAAAAUACAUGUAAUUCAGUUACAGGAGAAUGUGAAUGUUAUGGAUUUACGGGUGAAAAAUGUAAAAUACCUUGUUCAUUAGAUAAAUAUUCAUUAGAUUGUUCAAAAAAAUGUGAAUGUGGUAAAGGUUCAAAAUGUGAUAGAUUUAAUGGUACUUGUAUUUGUCUUGAUGGUUUUUCAGGAGAAAAUUGUGAUAAAAGAAUUUGUCCAGAUGAUAGAUUUGGAUAUUUUUGUGAACAAAAAUGUGUUUGUAAUUUUAAUAAUACUAAAUUUUGUUCUCCAAUUGAUGGAAAAUGUCAAUGUAAACCUGGUUUUACAGGAACUGCUUGUAAUUCAAUUUGUCCAUUAGGUAAAUAUGGUGAAGAUUGUAAAUUUGAUUGUUCAUGUGCAUUAACACCAGGAACAAGUUGUGAUCCAGUUACAGGAAAAUGUUAUUGUGGUAGUGGUUAUACAUCUGAAGAUUGUUCAAAAUCUUGUGAUGAUGGUUUUUUUGGAUUUAAUUGUCUUUCAAAAUGUAAUUGUAAAAAUGGUGGAAAAUGUCAUAAUCAGUAUGGUGUUUGUAUGUGUCCAGAAGGUUUUCAAUCACCAAGUUGUUCAAUGCCAUGCCCUGCAAAUCAUUAUGGUAUAAAUUGUAAAAAAUGUGAUUGUCCAAAUGGAUGUAAUCCAAUUACUGGAGAAUGUAUCUGUGAACCAGGAAAAAGUAAAUUAAAUAAAUGUAAUGAUGAAUGUCAAGGAGGAUGGUAUUCAAAUAAUUGUGAAAAAAAAUGUUCAUGUUCUGAACAUGCAAUAGGUUGUGAUUUUAAAUCAGGAGAAUGUUUAUGUUCUGAUAAUUGGUAUGGAACACAUUGUAAUAGUAAAUGUCAUGAAGAUAAAUGGGGAAAAAAUUGUGAAAAUGAGUGUAAAUGUGGAAAAAAUGGAAGUUGUGAUAAUGAAACAGGAAAAUGUUUAUGUAAAAUAGGUUUUACUGGAGAUAAUUGUACAGUAUGCAAUAAAGGGUUUUAUGGAAAAGAUUGUAGAGAAACAUGUAAUUAUUGUAAAGAUGGUGAUUGUGAUAAUAUUAAUGGUGUAUGUAAUACUUGUCCACCAGGAAAAAGUGGUCUUUUUUGUUCAGAAAAUUGUCCUUUAAAUACUUAUGGUGAAGGAUGUAAAAAUAAAUGUUUAUGUGGAGAAAAUAAUUUCUGUGAUAGUGUUACAGGUGAAUGUCAAUGUGCUUCAGGAUAUUAUGGUGAAACAUGUCAAAAUAAAUGUAGUGAAAAUUUUUGGGGUGUAAAUUGUACACAAUCAUGUAGAAUAUGUGAAAAUGGUGGUGUAUGUUCACAUAUAGAUGGUUCAUGUAUCUGUAAAGAUGGAUUCUAUGGACCUAAAUGUGAAAGACAUUGUCCUCAAGGAAAAUGGGGUCCACAAUGUAAAAAUGAUUGUCUUUGUGCAUCAGAUAGAAAAUAUUGUUUACCAGAAACAGGAGAAUGUCAAUGUAUUAGUGGAUUACAGGGAGAUAAAUGUGAUAGAUAUUGUGAACCAGGUAAAUGGGGACCAGAUUGUAUUUAUGAUUGUCGUUGUAAAACUUCUACAUCAACAUGUGAUAUGACAAAUGGUAAAUGUUUAUGUAAAAGUGGUUUUAAGGGAGAAAAAUGUGAUGAUAUUUGUGAUGAAGGAACAUAUGGUAUUAAUUGUACUAAUACUUGUGGAACAUGUGGAGAUUCUAUGAUAUGUGAUCCAUCUAUUGGUUGUUGUUAUGAAGAUGACUAUCAAUGUGGUGUUUCAAAAAGAGAAGCACUUAUUGUUGAAAAAGCAAAAAGAGGCAAAUUUCUUGGUUUUGGUUUAUUAAUUUUAGUAGCUGUAACAGGUUUAUUGAUAAUAUUGGUAAUGUAUUAUCGCAAAAAAUAUCACAAAGAAAAAGAUCCUUUACCAACAAUAUUUUAUCAUUCUGAUGUAGAAAAGAAUGAUGAACCUGAUGAAAAUUUAAAUAUGGAAUUUCAAAAUCCUUUAUAUUCACAUGAAAAUUAUAUUGAAAGAGCUUUAAGUAAUAAUAGUAGAAUAAAUACAAAAUUACCAGAAGAUAAUGAAGAUAAAAAUCAAUAUGAAUCAAUUGAUGAAAUGAAUGGAAAUAGAAGAAGUACUAAAAGUAACAAUAGUGGUAAUAAAACAAAUAAUAAUUUGUAUAGCAAUGGAUAUGAAACUCCAACUAUGUCAAAUGAAAAUAUUAAAAAAUAA